This is a messenger RNA of Moneuplotes crassus, 1921 nucleotides long. The record is from the annotation of a GenBank genome assembly. Lineage: Eukaryota; Ciliophora; Spirotrichea; Euplotida; Euplotidae.
GCUACAAAAUGGAAACUACAACUUCUUUAUCUCCUGAUAAGCUAAAAUAUAGUAAAUGGAAACAGGUUGACAUGAAAAUAUCUAAAGAGAUAGUAAAUCAUCUGAGGAAAGAUAUGAAUUUUAACAAGAUCACAAAAGUUCAAAGGGAAACGAUUCCUUUGUUUGCUAAAAAUAAAGAUGUUUGCGUAAAAGCAUGUACAGGGUCAGGCAAAACACUAGCAUAUUUGGUUUCUGCAUUACAGAUCAUCCUCAAUAGUGAGUACAACAGUGAGAACAGGCCAAAGAAGUAUGAACUGCUCACUUUGAUUCUGGUUCCAGCUAGAGAACUUGCAAAGCAAGUUGGAAUAGUUCUCGAUCAACUUCUCACUAAAUUUGAGUGGCUUAAAGGUUACUGCUGCAUUGGAGGAAAUAAGAUAAGCGAAGACAUUGACAGUUUCCAAGAGAAAGGAGCCAACAUUCUUAUUGGAACAGUCGGAAGAAUCUGGGACUUUAUUGAUAGAGGAGUUAUUAAACUAAAGACUGUAAAAGUUCUUGUAAUUGAUGAGGCGGAUCUCUUUUUCCAACAAGGAAAUCAAAUAAAGCUUAACCAAAUCAUGGAUAAGAUCCCUAGAGAAAGAAGAACUGGCUUAUUCUCAGCUACUAUGAGUGAUGCAGUCCAAGGCCUUGCCAGAAUUGGCAUGAGAAACCCUUAUUACAUUGAAAUAUUUUCGUAUAAGGAGAAAACACUUCGGAAUAACUGUGAGCCUUUCGCGAUUGAAAGCCUUAGAGAAGAGUAUGCAAGAACUGAAGAUUUUGAAGAAAGAUCUCUUAGAAUGAAAAUAGAAGAAACAAAGAAUGAAAUUGUUAAGAAUGUUAAUGAAAUUCCAAGCACUCUCAAGAAUUAUUUCUUGGUUGUUGGGAAUCAAGAUGAAAAACUUAAAAAUUUGCUAGAAUUUAUCAAACAAAAAGAAGAGAAGCAGAAAUAUAUGAUAUUCUUUGCAACUUGAGCAAGUGUUGAAUACUACUCUUACAUUCUUUAUCAUCUCUUCAAGAAGUUUAGCAUUCCUGGUAGAAAGAUUCUGAAGCUCCACAGAAAGAUCAAGCAGACACAGAGAAGUAAGGUCUACCAAACGUUCCUAAAAAUGGAUAAUGGGAUAUUGCUGACUACAGAUGUCAGUGCAAGAGGGCUUGACAUCCCUGACAUCGACUGGAUUAUCCAAUUCGAUCCUCCCCAGGACACUGACCAGUAUAUCCAUAGAAUUGGUCGAACUGCAAGGGCUGGAAAAGAAGGGGAAAGUUUAAUUUUAUUACAAACACAUGAACAAGCAUAUGUCCAAUUCUUAAAAUCAAGAAAAGUAGACAUAUCCGAGAUCAAACUAGAAACAGAAUUUGACAACAAAAGUAUCACUGAGCUAUGCAAGGGGCUGAUGAAGAAGGAUAAAGACUUGAUCGAUAAAUCCCGAAAUGGAUUUGUAUCUUUCUUCCGUUAUUAUAAAGAGCAUGAACUGAAAUUUAUCAUGGACUUUAAGCAGCUAGAUAUAGCGGCUGUUGCAAACGCCUUCUCUUUGCUAAGAAUGCCUAGGAUUAAAGAGAUAUUAGGCAAGAAGACCAAGAAAUUUGUUAAUGAGAAGAUUGAUAUUGAUUCUAUUCCAUAUUUGAAUAAAAAUAAGAAAAUGCAAAAGGAGAAGAUGAAAGAAGUUCUCGAUGAGAAGAAAGAGAAGAAGAGAGAAGAGAAGUUAAAGCGGAAAGAAAUUGCUGAGAAACAACGGGAGGAGAAAAAUAAAGUAACUCGGGCUGAGAAGAAGAGAAGAAGGAAAGAACUAGAAGUCCAGGACUGGGACGACCUUCAGAGAGAAGACAGGAUUUAUAAGAAGUAUAAGAAAGGAAGGAUUACUAAGGAAGAGUAUGAACAGAUGUUAUUGGAUGAUUAAGAAAAGGCUCA